This is a messenger RNA of Symsagittifera roscoffensis, 648 nucleotides long. RefSeq lists its product as uncharacterized. NCBI's taxonomy places the organism in Eukaryota, Metazoa, Xenacoelomorpha, Acoela, Convolutidae. The record is from RefSeq and is a predicted model, not a curated record.
GUACGACUGGCCGAGUAAAAUGGCUCGAGUGGAUCUUGUGAGUUCUGAAUGGGACCCCUACUGCAGACCAGAGUACAAUGCCAGCACUACCCCUUGUGCACACAUCUACAGCGAUGACAACAUGUUUCUCUACUUCCCAAAUAUGUUCAGCUGUUGCUUCUGCUGCGAGCAGAAGAAGUCUGAUUGGGGUCUCCAGGCGCCAGACUGGCUGGAGGGUGCCAAGUACGAUGGCUCCUACAUCAUCCCUGUCUUCAACGGAUCCUACUCCUACCUCAGUGCAUACAAGUGGGAAGUCAAGAAAUACAGCUACUAUGAGCUUGAGGCAGAAGUGCCUGUGGAUCGGAACAUGGUCAGCUGGCAGCAGGUAUCCAGCGGGGCUGCUAGAUUCUUUGACAACAACCGACACUUCACUGUCGACUCCGACCUAAUGCAGCUGCCUAUUCUUUGCUCCGUUGAUCUCAAGUGUGCAUCAGAUCUGUGCUCAGACUAAAGGCGCGAUGAUAUGCAAAGCGAACUACUUGUAACUGAUAAAUAUUUCUAAAACUGACUCUAAGACUUUCUGCUAUUUCUAUGAUUUUACUGUGGGAGUUUAUUCAGGACAGAGAUUGUCAACUUUCUAAUAGUUAGAAUUAUAACAAAUUGCAUUAA